Alligator mississippiensis (American alligator) is the source of this 3263-nucleotide messenger RNA. It is a transcript of the gene SDR42E1, whose product is annotated as short chain dehydrogenase/reductase family 42E, member 1. Gene Ontology annotation, molecular function: 3-beta-hydroxy-Delta5-steroid dehydrogenase (NAD+) activity. The transcript is spliced from 3 exons. The record is from RefSeq and is a predicted model, not a curated record. NCBI's taxonomy places the organism in Eukaryota, Metazoa, Chordata, Crocodylia, Alligatoridae. Gene Ontology annotation, biological process: steroid biosynthetic process. Bases 108 to 1283 code for a protein of 391 amino acids.
GGCGGUGCCGCGCCUAGCAGAGCGCGCGUGGGCGGGGCAGCGGCGGCGGGAGCGCGAGCUGCGGUCAGUUUGCUUUUAAAAGAAAAUAGUGCCAAAGGAAAAAAAAGAUGGACCCAGAAAAUAUCACCAAGGAAGCUGUCCUUAUUACUGGAGGAGGUGGUUACUUUGGUUUCCGUUUAGGUUGUGCCCUAUGCAAAAAGGGAGUCAGCGUGAUUCUGUUUGAUGUCGGGAAGCUGAUCCAGGCUGUACCAGAGGGAGUGAAGUUCGUAGAGGGGGAUGUCUGCCAUCUCUCUGAAGUGGAAAAAGCCCUGCGAGAUGUUAUCUGCGUGUUCCAUAUUGCUUCCUAUGGAAUGUCUGGCAGGGAGCAACUGAACCGAAAACUUAUAGAAGACGUGAAUGUGAGAGGAACAGAAAAUGUCAUCCAGGCUUGCAGGAAAGCAGGCGUGUCGAGACUGGUCUAUACAAGCACGUACAAUGUCGUGUUCGGAGGCCAGGUUAUCCAAAAUGGGGAUGAAUCUCUGCCUUAUUUCCCUGUUCACCUCCAUCCUGAUCACUACUCCCGGACCAAGUCACUAGCAGAGAUGAAAGUGCUGGAGGCAAACGGCACUGAGCUUGGAGAAGGCAAAGGAGUGUUAAGGACCUGUGCUCUUCGACCAGCAGGCAUCUAUGGGCCUGGAGAACAAAGGCAUCUCCCAAGAAUAGUUAGCUACCUUGAAAGGGGAUUCUUUAAAUUCCUGUAUGGGGAUCCCCAUAGUUUAGUAGAAUUCGUGCAUGUAGAUAAUUUAGUUCAGGCUCAUAUCCUGGCCUCUGAGGCACUCAAAGCCACCAGCCAGCACAGAGCUGCUGGCCAAGCCUACUUCAUCUCAGACGGCAGGCCAGUAAACAACUUUGAAUUUUUCCGACCUCUAGCUGAAGGCUUGGGUUACAGGUUCCCAACCCUUCGCCUUCCUCUCGCCCUCGUGUAUUUCUUUGCAUUCCUAACUGAAAUGGUUCACUCUCUGGUCGGCCCUUUCUAUAAUUUUCAACCUCUCCUCACUCGCGCUGAGGUUUACAAAACAGGCAUCACGCAUUAUUUUAGCAUGGAGAAGGCCAGGAAGGAGCUAGGGUAUGCGCCCGAGCAGUUCAGUCUAAAUGAAGUGGUCGAGUGGUUUAAGUCACGGGGACAUGGGAAGAAGCUUAGAAACUAUACGGUAAAAGAUCUCAUUAGGGACGGAGGCUUGGUCUUGCUGCUGGCCGUGUUGGUGCUCUCCUGGCUUCCAACAGCAAUCGCAAUGUCAAUGUGAAAGACACAACAUACUGAGCCUGUUACGUCUACUUUCAAGUGAUAAUACAAGUUGAGAAUUCAGGUGCAACCAGACAUCGCCUGCUCUCUGAAGAAAUCCCAUUAUUACCAGCAGUGAAAUAACUGUGUCCUUUUCAAAUCUUAAAUCUAUUCUUUUUGCAUUCCAGAACAACACAGUGAUAUAUCCCAGCACUUUUGGGGGGUGGCCAUAUGGAUACUGAACACACUCUGUCCAGCUACGGCACUGUUCAGAUUAAAUGGAUCAACAACAUUACCAGACAGGUGACUAUACUUAGUCAUCAUACAUAAUUAGUCAUACUAAUUAUAGCCAUCUGUAGGGUAAAGUGAGGCUGUGCUCUGAAACGUAACACACAGUUCCCAGUUUUGUGGUGUUUCGUUGACUUCCAUUAUCCGCUAGGUGUGAGAAAGCGAGCAGCCUGCAUUCUUGCUUUGGGUUUGAGCCUAGUGUCUUUGCUUCUAACUGAUCAUCACAAACAAUAGAGGUCCUUUGGGCCAACACAAACACAUCUUUGUUCCCCCCCUCUGUUUCAGGCAUGCCACUGCUGACAUCCACAUCCUAUUGUUUUCUGCAGGCUUGGAGAGGCACAAUUGAUCCAGAUUAAUAAGCGUCUUGCUGGUGAUGUGUACGGGGGAUAGGGUUGUGUUCGCCUCGUUUGAGCUCUGGAGAAACAGGCGCGUAAAAGCACAGCAGCUCUAAUUGUGUCACCUGGGUAAACAACAGUGGCUCUGAAUACCCUCGGGGAACAGAACUGCUGAUGCUACUUUUCUAGAGAUCCCCUUUUCAGAUGAGAACAGCACUUCUCUUACUAAGUAAUCACUGGCAGGAGAAAGAUCAAUAUGAUUGCUAAUGGCAUGUUGUUUGCAGUUACAGCAGCAUGCUGCAAAUUAUGGAACAAACUUAACUUUUUCACACUGCCCGGAUUAUACCCGUGACCCUGGCUAUUGAUUCUUUCUUAACAAAUAUGUGGUUCGUGGCCCAGAAGAGAAGGCUCUACCUUGCUCAAAAGCAAGCGUAUUUCGAAAACCAAGUUCAUUCACUGUCCAUUCCCAGCCACAGAGAACUGGCCAAACAAACGGUGGUCUACAGUAGGGAGAUAAGAAGUUUUUACAAAAUGACCUCAUACCCAUGGGCUGACAAAUCCACUUGAGUUCCUGUUCACCCGGGGGGGGGGUUUCCAUUAAUAUCCACAAAGGAUAAGCCUAACUGCUUAAAUCUUGCAUGCUAGUAACUUUUGUUAAAUAAGAGCCAACAUUCAUCUGGUGUCAGUAUGACAGAGACUACCUUGAUCGCUUGUACUAGCACAGGUACUCCGAUAAGACAAUCUUUUCAUGAUUUUGAAAUGGUCGCCCUGACGGAGGAUUACCUGAGUAUGCGAUCAGCAAUGGGAGCCACGCAUUGGUUUCAAGUCCCGGCUCAGGAGUUUAUACUGCAUCAGCUAGUUUUGAUCACUUUGUAAUAAUCGGACAAACUGGUGGUAACCAGAGAGCAAGCAUGCAGUUGUUCCUGAAAUGCUUUAAUGCUCAUCCUUGCAGCUAGUCUUCUAGUUCUACCAAUUUAAUAGAAAGGGGGUUUGCAAGGCAUCCGCCACUGGUGCUGCAGUCAUGUCAUUCAGAAACCAAACUCAUGCCUAACAUUGUAUUCAGAGAAGUUAUCUCAGGGUAGAAGUUGACUCGAUGGAUUUACUGGUAAAAACAAAAAGCAUAAUGAUUCUAAUGGAAAAAAUAAUGAAACCCAACAGACAGAAGUUUUUGGCAUGCUUGUAUGUUUUAAAUAUAUUGUGUCUGCAAUGUCAUAUUUCUGAAACACUUCUACAGUGAGCUAAUUUGUAACCAUUACUGUAGCCAGCUGCUCAGUUUGAAGCACUGGUUUGUAGGCUUUUUCUAACGGUAAAACAUGCUUAUUUAAAAUGAACGAGCUGAUUAAAAUGUGCAUUAAUAAAGGCAAUGAUUUUCUACACAA